AUUAUAGGUUUACUCCUUGUAGAUGAACUUCUUGCACGGUUCAUUUUUUCUCUUUUUCUCACUAACACUCGAAAGAAAAAGAAAAAAGGUAACCGUGCAAGAAGUCCAGCUGAAAAGAACAAACUUUUGUGGAACGCACAUGGCGAGUGUGAAACUGUUACCGAUACUUCUGUUUGAAUAAAGUUCACUUAAUUUACAUGUGUAUGAUAAUUGACAGUAAUCAAGUCAUUAAUAAAACGUCAAGGGGAAGUUAUUUUAUAAGAAAUUGAAAUUUAUUUCAUUAUAAAUUAGUUACAUCUGCAAAGCGAGGGUACAAUUAUUGAAUGAUUACUGCUAAAAAAUAGUGCAUUUCACACAAUUUUCUACUACUAGUGCGUGAUAAGGUUUUGUGCUUGCUUUCAUAGUAGGCAGAAUUAUGGUACGAUAUUUGCUUAAAUUUUCGUACAUUGGUACACACUACAGGGGUUUGCAGAGGCAACCUUCCGAAAACUUUAUACGGGAUACGGAUUCCAUUCAAGGUGCUCUAGAAGCUGCUCUAUUAACCAUUGUACCAAGAAGUGUAAUUAGGCCAUCCUUGUGUCUUUCUAGCAGAACGGAUGCUGGAGUUCAUGCUUUUGGCAACAGUGCUCAUGUAGAGCUUGAAAACAAAUAUAGUACGAUAUAUAAAGCAUCAGAUAUAAAACAAAAAGUUAAUCGUUACUUCUUCAACUGCAAUCAUUACAUUAGAUUACUGGACUGUACACCUGUUACAUAUGACUUUCACUCAAGAGCUUCAUGUAAAUCUCGAACUUAUUUGUACAGAUUUAUGAUACCUAAAGUAGAAGAGGAACAUCGAGUAUCUCUUCCAGAAUCAAUACAUACUUUCCACCUAAGGUCACAUAAUUUCAAUAUAGACAGAGCAAGACGUGGUACACAAUUAUUUAUAGGGAAAAAAGAUUUUACUACGUUUAGCGCUAAGUCAGUAACAGAUCGUAAAAUCGAGUACGUACGUUCCUUACAGUCUUUUACUCUCGAAGAAGCACAACCUUUAAUGCCUUUUGAUCCACUGUCUCAAAAUUUUACAUAUUGGCAUUUCAUUUGCAAAGGAAAAUCUUUUCUGUAUAAACAGGUCAGACGAAUGGUCGGUGCUCUAAUCGCUUUAGGUAUGGGACAUAUAACAGAGAAAGAUAUUACUAUAAUGUUACAAGUUCCUUCUCAUCAAAACUUGCAUCCCCGUGUUAUACCUGUACCAUCGCAUGGCUUGCAUCUAUUAAAUAUAGAAUAUGAUCUGGAUGAAUUAAAACGUUGCACCAUACCAGAAGAGGAAGAACCGCAAUCGAAAGAUACAGUCCAGAGAUGCAAUUAAAAGAGCAGAAACAAGAAUUAUAAAUAAAAGAAUAAAA
Pogonomyrmex barbatus (red harvester ant) is the source of this 1382-nucleotide messenger RNA. RefSeq lists its product as uncharacterized. The record is from RefSeq and is a predicted model, not a curated record. NCBI's taxonomy places the organism in Eukaryota, Metazoa, Arthropoda, Insecta, Hymenoptera, Formicidae. Gene Ontology annotation, molecular function: RNA binding; pseudouridine synthase activity. Gene Ontology annotation, biological process: tRNA pseudouridine synthesis.